Molecule: messenger RNA, 1022 nt
Organism: Pseudocercospora fijiensis CIRAD86
Lineage: Eukaryota; Fungi; Ascomycota; Dothideomycetes; Mycosphaerellales; Mycosphaerellaceae
Exons: 3
Coding region: 1-930 (309 amino acids)
Biological process (GO): mitochondrial L-ornithine transmembrane transport
Molecular function (GO): L-ornithine transmembrane transporter activity
Source: RefSeq, a predicted model, not a curated record
AUGGCCGAGUCCGAGUCAGUGGAGGAGGCGGGCGAGACGGGCGGUGCCGGAAAGGUAGCCAAGGAUUUGUUCGCGGGCGCGGUCGGUGGGAUUGCGCAGGUGCUCAUUGGCCAGCCCUUCGAUAUCGUCAAGGUCCGACUUCAAACCACCACCGAAUACCAGGGCGCGCUGGAUUGCGCCACCCGAAUCCUCAAAAACGAAGGUGCAACUGCCUUCUACAAGGGCACGCUGACUCCCUUGAUCGGCAUUGGUGCUUGUGUGUCCGUCCAAUUCGCCGCCUUCAACUAUGCCAAACGAGCUUUCGAGGCCCAAAAUGCAUCCAAGCUCAACAAGUCUCCGGCAACUCUGGACGCCGAGCCACACCCGCUGAGCUAUGGUCAAUACUAUGCCGCCGGCGCUUUUGCUGGUCUCACCAACACCCUCCUCUCUGCCCCCAUCGAGCACGUCCGUAUCCGUCUGCAGACUCAGCCUCACGGUGCAGGUCGAUUGUAUAACGGACCUCUGGACUGCAUACGAAAGCUUGGAGGAGCUGGCCUCUACCGCGGCACUUCCGUCACACUGUUGCGAGAAGCACAAGCAUAUGGCUUCUGGUUCUUGACCUUCGAGUACCUCAUGAACCAAGAUGUGAAGCGCAACAACUACUUGCGAAAGGAAGUCGCCACAUGGAAAGUCGCUCUCUACGGCGGUCUCGCGGGAGAAAUGCUUUGGAUCGCAUCAUAUCCCUUCGACGUGAUCAAGUCGAAGAUGCAGACGGAUGCUUUCGGGGAGAAGCAGAGGUAUAAGUCGAUGCGUGAUUGCUUUGCCCACACUUUCAGGCACGACGGCGCGCUUGGGUUUUGGAGAGGUCUUGGGCCGACGUUGCUGCGUGCUAUGCCAGUCAGCGCCGGUACCUUUGCUACUGUGGAAUUCACUCUGCGACUUAUCAGCUGAAGAAGCAGCGCAGAAAGUCGCAUGUGACAUCUAGGCGGCGCCGAUGACGGUGGCCCAGAAGAAGAACAUGAAAGCUCGAAAUUCAAGACCUC